GUCAAACAAGUUGUAUACAGUCUUAUUUGUUCUUCCAUAGUUUUCAUUGGAUUUUCAUUUCUUUAGAAUUCUCCAAUGGCUGACCAAGAGAUCGGCGUAAGGGUGACGCGUUUGAUGACGAGGAAAAGAGCUGCACAAGAGGCGAUGCAGUUGCAACAGCACAUUAACAAGAAGAAGAGAGUUGUUUUGGGCGAUAUUCAAAAUGUCAUGUCUUCAAAUGGCCCUGUUUUCGAUAAAAGUCAGGGUCUUGGUGUUGGGGGCGACGAGAAGAGGAAAAGUAAGCCAAAGAGGAAAUUGAGCAAACAGAAAACGAUUGAAGAGAAAACAAAUAGAGAGAAAGAGGAAACUGAUUCUGGCCUUAAUGAGGGCCUGGAAAAAUGUGAGGAUCCACAGAUGUGCGAAGCUUAUGCUUCUGAUAUUUAUGAGUAUCUUCAUAACAUGGAGAUGGAAGCUAGGAGAAGGCCAUUGUCCAAUUACCUGGAGAAAAUUCAAAGAGACAUGAAUGCUAACAUGAGAGGCAUUUUAGUAGAUUGGUUGGUCGAGGUCUCGGAGGAGUACAAGCUUCAAUCUGAUACCUUGUACUCAACAGUUUCCUAUAUUGAUAGAUUUUUAUCCACGAAUGCUAUUAGUAGGCAAAGGCUUCAGCUUCUUGGAGUUUCUUCGAUGCUCAUUGCCUCGAAAUAUGAGGAGAUUAGUCCUCGGCAUGUGGACGACUUCUGUUACAUCACAGACAACACAUAUAGUAAGAAAGAGAUUGUGAAGAUGGAGGCUGAUGUGCUCAAAUCCCUUAGGUUUGAGAUGGGCAAUCCCACAGUUAAGACAUUUCUCAGGAGGUUUAUCAGAAUUUCCCAAGAAGACUAUAGGGGUUCCAGCUUGAAGAUGGAAUUCUUGGCUUCCUACUUGGCAGAGUUAAGCUUGCUGGAUUACGGGUGUGUCAAAUUUGUGCCUUCCUUGGUGGCUGCAUCUGUUAUGUUCCUCACACGAUUUAUGCUCCAACCUAUGGUACAUCCUUGGAAUAUUGCUCUUCAACGUUAUUCAGGAUACAAACCCUCAGAUUUAAAAGAAUGUGCGGGCAUCCUUCAUGACUUGCAGUUGAGUAAAAGAGGAGGUGCAUUAGUUGCUGUGAGGGAUAAAUACAAGCAGCACAAGUUUAAAUGUGUGUCAAUGCUUUCUUCGCCUUUGGAAGUGCCGGAGCCAUUCUUUGAAGACAUGAAGGACAACUAAGUAGGCGUGUCCGCCUAAAGUCUUUGAAUCUUUGGAUGUGCACAUAAAAUGAGCCAAAGGUGGAUAACUGCUUGAAUUGAUGCUGAUGUUCUUGGACACAGAAAACAGAGAAAACUGUUGUAGGUCUCAAAAUCUCGUGUAUUUGAUAAAUGGAUGCAUACAUAAAAUAAACAGAAUGAUGAAUUGUAUUUCUUCUGUUGGACUUAUCUUUUGAUAAAGAAACCUAAUCGCCCUUAUCUAUAAUAAUUAUCGAAUGCGUUUAGCUUAAGUGGUAGGCUCGUAUGUUUCAUACGUUUAUUUAGAAAUAAGUGUUUUUGUAUUGACACAUGUACAAGUUUGGUUUUGACUAUUGCGCUUGAGAAUUAUCAAAACUAUUUUACCUUUCA
Molecule: messenger RNA, 1610 nt
Organism: Striga asiatica
Lineage: Eukaryota; Viridiplantae; Streptophyta; Magnoliopsida; Lamiales; Orobanchaceae
Source: the annotation of a GenBank genome assembly